UAUUUCCUUCUUGUUUGUACUCAGCCAAACUAGCAAGACGCAGCCAGGAACGAGACAAUCUUGGCAUGCUGGUCUGGUCUCCUAACCAGAAUCUGUCAGAAGCAAAACUGGAUGAGUACAUCUCCAUCGCUAAGGAGAAGCACGGGUACAACAUGGAGCAGGCUCUUGGGAUGCUGUUUUGGCAUAAGCAUAAUAUUGAGAAAUCCCUGGCUGACUUGCCCAACUUUACACCCUUCCCAGACGAGUGGACUGUGGAAGAUAAAGUCUUGUUUGAGCAAGCCUUUAGUUUUCACGGGAAAACUUUUCAUAGAAUCCAACAAAUGCUUCCUGACAAAUCCAUUGCGAGUCUAGUGAAGUUCUACUACUCCUGGAAAAAGACAAGGACAAAGACCAGUGUGAUGGACCGCCAUGCUCGGAGGCAGAAACGGGAGCGAGAGGAGAGUGAGGAUGAGCUGGAAGACACAAAUGGAAAUAACCCCAUUGACAUUGAGAUUGAUCAAAACAAGGACAGCAAAAAGGAGGUGCCCCCUGCUGAGGCAAUCCCUCAGAUCAAAAAGGAAAAACACAGCACACAGGCUAAAAAUAGAGCAAAGAGAAAACCUCCAAAAGGAAUGUUCCUUUCUCAAGAAGACGUGGAGGCUGUUUCUGCCAAUGCCACUGCUGCUACCACGGUGCUGAGACAGCUGGAUAUGGAGCUGGUGUCCAUCAAGCGACAGAUUCAGAAUAUUAAGCAGACAAACAGUGCUCUCAAAGAAAAACUUGAUGGUGGAAUAGAGCCCUAUCGACUUCCAGAGGUCAUCCAGAAGUGCAAUGCACGUUGGACCACGGAAGAGCAGCUCCUGGCUGUGCAAGCCAUCAGGAAAUAUGGCCGAGAUUUUCAGGCAAUCUCGGAUGUGAUUGGGAACAAAUCAGUGGUACAAGUGAAAAACUUUUUUGUGAAUUACCGCCGCCGCUUCAACAUAGAUGAAGUUUUACAAGAGUGGGAGGCGGAGCACGGGAGAGCCGAAACCAAUGGCCCCAGUGGCCAGAAGCCUGUCAGGUCCCCAGAACCGUCCAUCAAGGUGCCCGAGGAGGAAGAUGAGACAGCUUCUGUUCUCGAUGUCAGAUAUGCCUCUGCCUCUUGAGACACUGGGAGCUUGGAGCACUUGGUGUGGACAACUUUAUAACAGGAUAUCAGGUAUUCCAGGACGUCACCUAGCCAUCUGCAUCACAUCUCUGUGGACAAGCAGCUAUUACCAAAAAAGGCAUCCAUUUCCUCCUUGCUACAUCUGCCUUAAUCCUUUGCUCGUUUCUCCGUGUUGGCGCCACUUCCCAGAGAGCUCCAUCGCACCCCUCCCUCUGCCUGCGUGCUGAGGGGUCUCACAGCCUGCACGCCCCCUUGGACUCUGGGGACCCUGCCUUGCUGGAGCCCCAGCAGCAGCUCUGCUCAGCCAGCAGCUUUGGAGCAGGUGGUCGACCCUGGCGGCCCGCCCCUGGUCCCGCACGGCCCGCAGUUCUGACUUUGUACAUAAUGUAAUUUUCAGAUUAACUGUGACCCUGUUGGCCUUCUAGAAAGUUUCUCUGUUCUUUUUCUGAGGCAUCCACCUAAAUGAUAUCAUGCUUCUUUGGAAACCCCAGGACAUUGGCAGACUGCAUCGAUAACCUUUAUUGUGCCAAACCUCCUAGCGUGACUCCUGCCCGUUUCCCUACACAUAGGGCCUGAUUAUGAUUUCAGAAUUUCGUUGGCUGAAGCCACUCCUUCCCCCUUCGUGUGUGGUAGGAGGUCCAUUCGCAACAACUGUCCUCAGACUCUGCAGCUUAAGGGAGCGUGGACCUCGACACCAGUACUCUCUGCCUUUAGCUCUCAGCAUUGGGUCCCAGGAGGGUGCCACCCUGGCCUUUCCUGACUCCCCGCCACCCACCUCCAAGAGAUUCGGUCCAUACCACUGUACCUGGUGCUUGUACAUUUGGAAUUGGUGCCUUCUCCUUUUGGCAACCAUGUUAUCAAUCCUGUUUCUGUUCCAGUGUCUUGUUUCUUUAAAGUUUAUUGCUUGCCAAAGAUGCCAUCACUGAGGUCAGGAGCUGGCUGCGGAUUCUGACGGUGGAUUUUCAGCAUCAGGUUAGCUCUUUAGCUCUAUAAGAGUGUUGGGAGUAGCUGGCAGUGGUUUUGUUUUGUAAGAGCGACAUGCUGUCCCCAUCUUUUCGGUAUGCCUGGCCUUGGACAUGUCACUCCACACCCCUUGAGGCCCUCAUGUGACCCCCAUCCCAGCAUCCUUUCUCCAGUACAGGACAGAGAAUGAGACCAAGAUGAGAGGAAGCAAUCUACGAAGUGGUGUGUAAUACUUUUCAGUUGGACUAGGAACAAGUGAAAAUGUCUAAAAAAAUAUUGUGAAACUUCCAGAAUCAAUUCUCCUGGCAGACCAUGGGUCUACUGUCAAGUGGAGGGUGUGCGUGCUGACAUCAUCUGUCAUACCCCAUGAUCACUUCAGCCUGCACUAAAUCCAAGAAAGUAAAGAAAGUAGCCUUUUCUGUAUCCCCCUGUUCCACCCCACCUCCACCAUUGAAAUAUUUUUCCUGUUUUCAAUACCAAAAACGUUAUAAUAAAACAGAUGCUUUAAGGCAUAAGCAGAAUUCUUAAGGACUUAAAAUAUGCAAUUAAAAUUUUGAUGUGAUUUGAUCUCCAAGCACCUUGCUGCUUUAUUUUUUAAUUUUUUUUCCCUCUCUCUUUCUCUCUCUAAUCAGCUGGUUUUUCUCUCAGGAAGAGGAAGAGGGUCAGCUGGUAACCAGACUAUUCUUAGACUUUUUUUCCUUAAGUAUUCUGGAGAAAGGUCAUUCACAAGGGUAGUGAAGUGAGCUUCCCUACUUUGACUUUCCUGCCCCUGAGCUAGGUGUCUGCUCAGAUAAGUGCAUGUGAAGAGGUCAGAAGGUGAUCACAGCUCCCGCUCCUCCCUGAGCAGAGCUUGCGUAGUAACACUAGUAACCACUUAGGGCUUGCCUUUUGCUUCACUCCUAGGCCUGCUGUGCCAUUGAACAUGCAGGGAAGACAUGGGGAGGAGUCAGCUUGAGCUUCACCUGUGGUUUCCAGGAGACACUGGGCAUGAGCUGGGAUGUCCUUGCACUCUCAAAAGCUACUUCCUCUUAGCAAGCAGCCUGCCACCCCAGGAAGGCCUUUCUUCCUGCCCACCAGGCUACUUCCCCCUCAGAAUAGCUCCCCUCUGGGCACACCUGAAAGUUUGAUGCCGGUUUUUCAGUAGUGUGCCAGGCGCACCACAGCACAAGACCCACCUGUCCUGCGUGGUCCUCUGGCUUGGCUCCUGGCACUGAGUGCGAGUGGACUUGUGGUCUCAGAUGCCAGGCUUCUGCUUAGUCCUUGAGGGAGAGGGGCCUGCAGCUGCAAUCUGGCCAGAGGAAGGAAGGGGCUGUCUCGGCCUGGCUGCCUUGGAUGCAGCUUCACACAUAAGAAAGCACUGUGUUUUAUUAGCCCGUUUCAUUACACUGUCUUUGCAACAAUGUUAUAAAUGCAAGAUGUCACUCUGCUUUAAAAGGGGAGUGACUUGGUCUUACCUGAAGGCCUGUGUUAACAUAUCAAGACUUGGCUGCAUCAGCAGAUUGUAUUUGAAUGGGGGAGGAUUCACGAUGGCAACUGCUUUGGAUGCAAUGUUCACUUCAGCUUUGUCUUCUUAAGAAUUAUCAAUGUGAAUGUCAUAAUUAUAUAUAUAUUUUUUUUUUGUGGGAAAUUGCUCCUGAGUAUAAGUUAUUGUGCAAAAUAGAGUACCCAUUGAAGCAAACGAUAGUUUAACUUUUAGUUUAGAAAUCCUAAAAGAAAAAAAUUGUAUUUGCAUAUGCAUUAAAAGUUUGUUUUAUUUAAUUUUAUGUAGCUGUGUAAAGUGUUAGGUUAAAAAAAUUUUUUUUUUUUUACUUAUCCAUUUAAAACACCUUGUUACUUGAAUAUUGAUUGUGUUGACUGGUCUGAAACAGUGACCGAUCCUGUAACAUAGCCCCCAGCCGGGAUGUCACCAGGCCUCCGCUGUGCUGACUAGACUCGCGGGAGCUGGGUGGUGCUGGUUCAGCGGGAGCCAGGUGAGUGUAGCUCACCCAUUGCUUGGCCGGCCGGACCCUGUGCCUGCCUGCCUCCCUCCCUUCCUCAGCAAUGGUUUCUGAUAGAUUUGGACCUCCAAAACCCUUUAGUGGCGAGCCUCUAAUCCAAAAGUAAAAAUGGGGAAAAGAGGUUGAGUUUGAAGAGCUUGCCCUACAAGGUGAGCAGUUUUAUGUGUCUAUAAGGUUUUCUCCAAUAUCACCCCACUCUUAAGUGUGCUUAUUGUCACUUUAAAUUUCAACUAUGCCCUGUUUUUGUUUCUCUAAAAUAUCCUAUGUACUAUUGGUAUAAUUGUGUACCAAAAAUAAGCCAAACAGUGCAUUACACUAACUGGAUCCCCGUGCGCGUCAGCGGAGGAGAGAGGAGCUGGCUCACUGGAGAGCCUCGUUUUCUCUCUUGUCUAGCUUGUUUCUGAAUCCAGUGGCCCAAGGUUCAAGCUUUUCGUCUCGAGUGAAACUCGGUCUCCAGUUGACUCAAGGUAGUGAGCUGAUUGAAAUCUAGUGACCUUGUGCAAUGCUUGACGACAGAUCCUCUUCCUGCCUCUCCCCGGACCUCUGCAGCUUCUCCCAACUCCAGAAAAGCACAAUUGUAGUAACGUCCCAACUCCGAAGAAGGAAGGUCAGUAUGGUCUAUGCAUGAGGUAUGAUGGUGCGUGUUUACAGCUACCUUCUCCCGACGCCAACAGGGCCUGCUGGAGGGGCUCGGAUUCCAUGACGUAGACUUUAGAACUUUGCUAAGUGCUUUUUUAGACUGCUUAAAACUUUUCCCAGAUUUUAAAAGAUGUUUAAGGUUAAGUUUGCAAAUAUAAUGGAGAUGCUGUUUAUCUUUUGAAGUGAUAAAAACAUCUGCGUUGGAAUUUCAAAGAAAACAUGUUGUAAUACUGCUGUGUAAGCGCUAUUUGAAUGUCUUCUUGUGCUUGUUUUCUACUUCAGCACAUGCGCUGUGGUGACUGUGGGUAGCAUUAUAACUGCUUAGCCAUUGGGUGAUAACAAUUGCUAGUGGGAAUUGGACAUUUUAUUUGUGAAAUUCUGCAGAAUUCAUUUUUCUAUUUCCAAUAUUUGCUGAAGUUAAAUAAAAGUUUUCAAGCCA
Molecule: messenger RNA, 5164 nt
Organism: Erinaceus europaeus (western European hedgehog)
Lineage: Eukaryota; Metazoa; Chordata; Mammalia; Eulipotyphla; Erinaceidae
Product: REST corepressor 1
Exons: 10
Coding region: 66-1124 (352 amino acids)
Biological process (GO): regulation of transcription by RNA polymerase II; negative regulation of DNA-templated transcription
Cellular component (GO): transcription regulator complex; histone deacetylase complex
Molecular function (GO): transcription corepressor activity
Source: RefSeq, a predicted model, not a curated record